Messenger RNA from Pygocentrus nattereri (red-bellied piranha), 2751 nucleotides. It is a transcript of the gene fbln5, whose product is annotated as fibulin 5. Bases 197 to 1561 code for a protein of 454 amino acids. The record is from RefSeq and is a predicted model, not a curated record. The transcript has 11 exons. Lineage: Eukaryota; Metazoa; Chordata; Actinopteri; Characiformes; Serrasalmidae. Gene Ontology annotation, molecular function: calcium ion binding.
CAAAGCCAGGUGUGGACUUUCUGGUCGUGGGCGCUGCUUUUUGGUCCUGCGAGCCCCUCGUAGGGAGCGAGAAGGAAAAAUCAUCGCCUUUUGCUGCCGUGUUGUGUUCGCUCAGGAGAGAGAGCGGCAGAGAGGGAGAGAGAGAGAGAGAGAGAGAGAGAGAGAGGAGGGGGAGACCACAAAAAUCCAUAAAAACAUGCAGUUUGCAGGACGUGGCUUGAAUUCCUCCACCUACCAGAGAGUUUUGACUGCUUUAAUAUUUUUACUGUGCUGCUUUCAGUCAGGGAGAAGUCAGGGAUGCAGAGAGGGAUUUGUAUACGACCGCCGUGCCAGGCAGUGCAUCGAUGUGGACGAGUGCCGGACCGUGCCGGACCCCUGCCGGGGUGACAUGCGCUGUGUGAACCGGAACGGGGGUUACCUGUGCAUGACCCAGAGUCUCUACUCUCAGCCGGCCUACCCGGAGCCAUCCUUCCCCGACACUUCGCCUCUGGGCCCUGGACCUGAACCCGGGCCGGGCCCCAGCUAUCCCAUAGUGAGCCGUCCCUCCACACCAUGUGUGCUCGGAUACACACUCGGGGAGGACGGGACGUGUGUUGAUAUCGAUGAGUGUGAGGCACAGUCCCAUCAGUGCAAUCCCACUCAGGUGUGUAUAAACACAGCGGGGGGCUACACCUGCUCCUGUACGGAGGGCUUUUGGCUAGUGGGGGGACAGUGCCAGGAUAUUGAUGAGUGUCGCUAUGGUUACUGCCAGCAGCUGUGUGCCAACCUGCCAGGUUCAUAUUCCUGCUCCUGUAACCCGGGAUUUAACCUGAAUACCGACAGCAGAACUUGCCAAGAUAUAGACGAGUGUGAGACUGACCCCUGCACUCAUGGCUGUCUGAACACGUACGGCUCCUUCAUGUGUAACUGUGACGAAGGCUUCGAGCUUGCCGCCGAUGGAACCACCUGCACUGAUUUGGAUGAGUGCAGUUUCUCUGACUUCUUGUGUCAGCACACAUGUUUAAACACUCCGGGGUCAUUCUCGUGUGCGUGCCCACCGGGCUACUACGUCUUUGAAGACGGCAGGAGCUGUGAAGACCUCAAUGAAUGUGACUCUGGUAACAACACGUGUACAACAGCACAAGUGUGUUUCAAUUUCCAGGGAGGGUACACGUGCCUGGACCCCCUCAUAUGUCAACCGCCCUACAUAGAGUUCAGUGACAAUCAGUGCAUGUGUCCUGCGGAGAACCCUGCCUGUAGAGACAGGCCGUUCACCAUUCUGUACCGUCACAUGGACCUGUCCUCUGGCCGGAGUGUUCCUGCAGAUAUCUUUCAGAUGCAGGCAACCACCCGCUACCCAGGAGCCUUUUACAUCUUUCAGAUCAAAUCUGGCAACGAGGGACGAGAGUUUUACAUGCGGCAAACCAGCAACGUCAGCGCCACGCUGGUUCUGGCUCGGCCCGUCAGAGGACCAAAGACAGUCGUUCUGGACCUGGAAAUGGUCACGGUCAACAACGUCAUCAACUUCCGCGGCAGUUCCAUCAUUCGCCUCACAAUAUUCGUCUCCGAGCACCCCUUCUGAGAGCCCCACCAGUGACCUCCUGUCCGUGCCCCUUACCUCCAUCAUGGACUUCCUGUUACUGCAUUACCCAUCAGGCAGCUGCGUUUGUUCAUAUCUCUUCUGGAAUGUAUUUUACACCUUUUUUAUUUUUACAUCAACCUUUCCUUCGUAGUCUGGACUGUAGUGUUGCACCAGAUCGUGCCUUUUACCAAACUGUGCCUCUUCAUAAUGGACGUUAAAGGGGAGUUUCACAGACUUUUCAGAAUUUCUGCAGAAUUCAACGGUCGAGAUGUAAACAAAGCCACUCAGAGUGGUUUGAUGUGAAGUGGUUCAUUGUAGAGAAACUGACCGAAUCAGAUUUUUUUGCAGUGGUGGUGAUAGGAACCAGGGGUCAGCAUAUCUAUAGAGCAAAUAUAUGUAGCAAUACACCAUUAACAGAUUUUAUAUAUAUAUAAAUUUAUUUAUAUAUAUCUUGAAUUUAUCAUAAAACAAAAUCUCAGGCAUCUGGCAGCAUAUUUGUAGCCACUUCCAGCAACUUCAUGUAAUGCAGCUUUAAAGGCAGACGUCUGGUUCCUAUAACCACCGCUGUAAAUGAUUCUGAUUCAGUAAGUUUUUCUAAAAUGAAGCAUUUCCUACCAAACCGCUCUGGAUGAUUUUGUCCGUGCUUUAAUGAUUAAAUACAUAUUUGAAAAGUGAUGGAACUUUAACCGUUAAUAAAAAGGCUGCCCUGUGUAACCUCCAUAUCCUCCGCAUUCACCCUCGUACAUCCACUCACAAGGAUAUUUAUGUUUUAUUUCUUUGUUCUUAUGAGUUCAUGUUUGCAUUUGUCCUGUGUUUCUUCCUCCUCGGGGUUCAUUUACAGAAACAAUAGAAGCCCCCAUUUCCUCGUUCUUACAGAGGCCUUUUUAAUCCUUUCCUGCAGUAAACUGUGAAAGAGAGCUUUGCUUGUGCCAAAUUUUCAGCCCUCAGUCUUUUCCAGCCUUCCAGUGCUUGUAUUCAUCAUCAUCGUCAUCAUCAUCGUCAUCAUCAUCAUGAUCAUCACCCCAUCAUUAAGCAUCACAGCAGUGUCUGAAGCCCUGAAAGCCUGCCAAUGUUUUCUCUCCGUCUAAAAGUCAUCCACCCCCCGAAUCAUCUGUCGUCUCGGUUUUUUUUAUUUGUCAGUGUAACAAGAGAGCCUGGUCAGUCAAAUAAAGAUGAACUUGAUGACCUGA